This is a messenger RNA of Spirometra erinaceieuropaei, 2605 nucleotides long. Lineage: Eukaryota; Metazoa; Platyhelminthes; Cestoda; Diphyllobothriidea; Diphyllobothriidae. The record is from the annotation of a GenBank genome assembly.
AUGGAGUUAUUCAAGGUACUGCUUGUUCUUCUUUUAUACGCUGGAUUACACUGAAUGGUUCUAGGUAUAUCAGCUGUGUCUCUGCAGUCAAAACCAGGUCUCUGGUUCGCGCACCUGCUACUUGAACGGAAGGUCACUCCAACAAGCAGAGUCAAGGAAGUACACAGCAGGACCACGAUAUACUCGAAAGGCUUCAGAGAUUGGCCAUCAAUUUUAUCGCAGGACAAGAAGUACUGUCAUAUCCGAUCCGUCUGACUAACCUAAAUCUCUACCAUCGGAGUUAUGCGCAAGCGAGUGGGGACCUGAGACAGGCGCGUCGCAUGAAAUUGAUUUCAAACUUCAGGUCAUUCGAGUUCGUGUGUGGGACACGUCGUUUUAAAACAAUUUGUGAGAGGAUUGUGUUUUCUCCGAGUUUCGGCGAUAUUUACGCGGACAUGAUGAUUUUAUGGUUGUAAAAAUGUUCCUGUGCUGCGGAUUCCACUACUCCCUCAAUGGUUUCUCUGUGAGCAAUGCAAGCAUCAACGUCUACUUGCUCCCAAAAUUCAAGUCGGUGGUGUGUUUCUUAGAGAGAGAGGAAUGCUUUAUUUUGAAAAUAACAUUCAAAACUUUCAGCAAAAACGGUUCACCAGUACACAAUGAUUACCAUAGAGAUUACCAGGUAUUGGACAGGUGGACAUAAUUAUAUAUGAAAAAAGGACUUUAAGAUGCAAAAUCGAGUUUUAGCUUUUGUUUUUCAGCAUCUUUGCAGGUGAGAUAGCGGGCAAGAAAUGGCAGUAUGGAAUUCUGAUAAACCGAAGUGCGACAAGGGAUGUGGCGGAAGUAUCGACGCAUGGGGCGUAAGGAUUUCGCAGCCAUUAACUCAUUAUGAAGGGGAUGGACGGUGUCAUUCGGAAUUCGGUCAGCAAAUUGCUCCACCGUAUUGAAGUGUCGCUGCACGAUGAUAUCAACUAAAAUAUGAUAGGAAACACCAGCAGCAGAGGCGAGCAUUCGAAUGACACGUGUAAAAAUACUUAGAUCUUUUUUAAGCAAAGCCGGAAAAAUAACUGGAGAACAAUAAAGAAUGAGUGGAAGAAUACAGCCCUCAAUGAAUCGCCAGAUUAAGGACUGGGGUGUGUGAUAUGAACGUAGACGGCGAAUGUAAUAAACCAGUUUUUGAAUUUUUGUUAAAAGGGUUUCCAUAUGAAGAGAGAAGGAGAGAUUUGACGACGAAGUAACACCUAGGUACCGGAAAGAGGAUACCUCAUUGGGAAGAAUAUCCAAAGGUUCAGGAAUGGGAGAGGGUCGCAAUCGAAACACACACUGUACUGAUUCCUGAUUUUUGAGUAGGAGUUCAUUAUUCGACGACCAUGCGAAGACAUGAUCUAAGCCAUCCUUUAAAGACUGUAGGUGAGUCAGGUUUUUGAGUGGGUGGCCAACGAGCAUGUCAUCCGCAUAUCUUACAUACAGGCAGUCGUUUGGCGAUCUCAAAUCAUCAGUAUGCAGAGAGAAAAGAUGAGGGGAUAAGGUGGAACCUUAUAGAACUCCACAGUUAUUUGGAAGAAUAGAAGAUUUGCUCUUUCCCGACUGGACAAACUGUGUGUGGAAGGAAAAAUAAUCUCUAAGCCAAGAAACAACCCAGCUUUUGAACUUGCUUUCACUGGCGGAAAGAGUAUGGAAAUCAUAGACGGCCACAAGCCGUCUGCGCGAGACCAAAUAAUGGCAUCAUCAAUCAGUUUUAAACCUGUGACCUCCAGGCAAAGAUCACUCGGCCAUGGUCACACUGACGGCGGCAACAAAAAUUAUACAUAAAUAGAAAAUCUCUCUAUAUUUGGGAAUCACUCAAAAUCUUUGUCACGAGCCAAGCUCGAGCCCGCUCACAAAAGUUGAGGUACGAGCGCAAGUGUCCCCACACUACAGUCUGGCAACAUCAAUGAUUACCAAAAUGAAUACAAAGGAAGAUGUUUCGGCAUUAGUUCACCCCCUGCUAGGCAGUCAAGUCUUGUACGGCGUGUUUAGGUCUCCUUCAGAAAGUGGUAGAAUUUGACAAAAAAUUGUUAACUUGAAGAAGGAAAAGACACGUCCGAAAAAGUCCGUCUGCUGUUUAGUCGACAAACUAACGCCAAUCGUAACAGAGAUUCCAAAAAAACAUAAUUUCUCAGGCACAUAUAAUGUUGACAUUGAUGAAAUCUCGUCCGAAGUGCUUAGUACAACAUUGGAGCCUUCCUUCUUUCAAGGAAAGAUCGAAAUAGCUCAUGCACUCCGUCAUUUAUACCAGUCCAACCAGCGUCAGCAUCAUUCUGCGUACAUAACCAAAAUGCUACAUCGUGCCGAAUCCGAAAGCCGGAGAGAAAGAUGCCGAAAGAGGCCAAGAAGACCACACAGAAUGAGGUCGUAUUCACUUUAAGGCUUCUUCUUCACCUCAGUAUGCAGGUUUUUGAAAUGACGCCGCUAUCUUUUCUGUUCUUCAUUCACAUGGGAUUGUCUUUAUGUGCAUCCUUUGGCCUAUGUUACUCAUUGUAUACUGAUUUUGUUCCUCUGUUUAUUCGAAAUACAGCAAUCCGGUCAUCUGAACACUACGCUAGCAUCCACAAUUCCUCCUGAUGUCGAUAGUUGCUGUUUUCAGUAG